AUGAAGGUUUAUAAAAUGCUGGGUGCCACUGAAGCUGUGCACAGUGGCACCAUGUGUUACUGGCCUCAGAGAAUCCACAUGCUUUACAUACAACUUUCUAACUCCUUUUGGUCCCUGCACUUCCUUUUCCUGGUUUUCCUCUUAAUGGUCCUCCAUACUGAAUGUGUGACUCAGAUCUAUGAAAAUACAUACUUCCAAGGAGGAGACCUUGCUACGGUUUUUACACCAAGUGCCAAUUACUGCCAAGUAGUGUGUACUUACCAUCCUACCUGUCUGCUCUUCACCUAUUUGCCAGCUGCAUGGACUGAAGAUCCCACGAAAAGGUUUUCCUGCUACUUAAAAGACAGUGAUACAGAAAUGCUGCCAAAAGUGGACAUGGAAGGAGCUAUCUCUGGACAUUCUUUAAAACAGUGUAACGUCCAAAUUAGUGCUUGCAGCCCACACGUCCACACAGGACUGGAUAUGGAAGGGAAAAUUUAUGAUGUUGCUAUGGCUGAUAGCUAUCAACAGUGUCAGAAAAGAUGCACCAAUGACAACCAUUGUCAUUUUUUUACAUAUGCCUCAGAAACAUUUCACAAUGCAAGCUUUCGUAAAAAGUGCUUCUUGAAACAAAGCAGUGUAGGAACUCCAACCAGCAUAAAGGUGCUUGAUGAGGUUGUGUCUGGAUUCUCUUUAAAGCCAUGCCAGCUUUCUGAAAUAGAUUGUCAAAUGGACAUUUUUGAAGAUCAGGAAUUUUCAGGAAUGAAUAUUACAAGUUUUUUCACUCCCGAUAUCUCUGUCUGCCAAACUAUUUGUACAUAUUUUCCAAAGUGUUUGUUCUUCACAUUCUUUACCAGGGAAUGGCAAAUAGAAUCCCAAAGAAAUCUUUGCCUUCUGAAGACAUCAACAAGUGGGAUACCAGAGGCACUUAUAUCACGAGAAAAUGCUGUAUCGGGCUUUGGUCUCCUAAAUUGCAGAAGAUCCUUUCCUGCCUGCAAUUCUCGUACUUACAUGCAUAUGAAUUUUUUGGGAGAUGAACUCAAUGUCACUUAUACUAAAGGACACAGAGCCUGCCAGCAGGUUUGCACAGACGUGAUCCGCUGCCAGUUUUUUACCUACUUUCCCCUCCAAGAAUCAUGCAAUGAGGAAGGAAAAUGUGAGUGUCACCUGAGAAUGUCCUCAAAUGGAUCUCCAGUGGAAAUAAUACAUGGGCCAGGAAGGAUCUCUGGAUACUCAUUAAGAUUGUGUAAAAAAAAAGCCAGUACUGUUUGUAUGCAGCAUUCUGCAAGAAAUAUUAGGAUCGUUGGAGGGACAGACUCUUCCCCUGGUGAAUGGCCGUGGCAAGUCAGCUUGCAUGUGAAGUUGUCUCGUCAGAGACACCUCUGUGGGGGCUCUAUCAUCAGCAACAGGUGGAUUCUUACAGCUGCUCACUGUGUUAUGAGUCUUGAGAAUCCCAACAUUUGGCGUGUUUAUGCUGGUAUUUUAAAACAAUCAGAAAUAAAUGAGGAUACGCCCUUCUUCAGAGUGGAAGAGAUUAUUGUUCACCCUCAGUAUAAAUACGCACAGACUGGAUAUGACAUUGCUUUAUUGAAACUUGAUAAACCUAUGAAUUUUACUGAUCUUCAACUACCUAUUUGCCUGCCAGCAAAAGAAGAUGCUAACGUACUUUAUACUGACUGUUGGGUAAUUGGAUGGGGUUACAGAAAAGAAAAAGGUCGUGUAGAAGAUAUUCUUCAGAAGGCUACUGUUCCCCUCAUGUCAAAAGAGGAAUGCCAGGCAAGGUACCGGAAGCGCAGAAUAGGUGACAAAGUGAUCUGUGCUGGCUAUGAUCAAGGUGGAAGGGACGCUUGUAAGGGAGCUUUUGUCUCUACCUCCACAGACCAUUCAAGAGUUGAAAACGUGGAGGUGUUUCAGCGGCUCCCUCCCUGAUUUGCACUGACAGCAAGGAUGAAAGUGCAUCACCAAAAGAGGAGUUUCUCCAACGUUGUCAUCAGUACCUGGAGAUUGAAGGUGUUGGCUCAGCUGUACCCUGUCUUGUCCAUAAGCAGUGAAGAAGACAGAUUCAUAGUGCCAGUGUUGGAGGCAGAUGUGGAAAGUGCAAUUACAGAAGUGAUUGUGGUGAUAACAAAGGCAGUGUAA
Messenger RNA from Athene cunicularia (burrowing owl), 2118 nucleotides. Its product is annotated as coagulation factor XI-like. Gene Ontology annotation, biological process: proteolysis. The transcript has 17 exons. NCBI's taxonomy places the organism in Eukaryota, Metazoa, Chordata, Aves, Strigiformes, Strigidae. Gene Ontology annotation, cellular component: extracellular region. Gene Ontology annotation, molecular function: protein binding; serine-type endopeptidase activity. The record is from RefSeq and is a predicted model, not a curated record.